This is a messenger RNA of Haemonchus placei, 942 nucleotides long. NCBI's taxonomy places the organism in Eukaryota, Metazoa, Nematoda, Chromadorea, Rhabditida, Trichostrongylidae. The record is from the annotation of a GenBank genome assembly.
ACACCCACAACACUUAUCUCUGAAGGUCAAGGGAACGUCAUUACUGAGGUCCUUUUGGGCCUUUUUCGAGACCUAACCCUAAUAUGUGCCCUCAUUUCAGAACUAAGCCCUUUAUAUCGCUUAUCGAAAUCGAAAACCUACUUUGAACAGUGCUUUGAUGUGAUCGGAAUCCUGGGAAAUGGCUCGUUUGGGCAGGUUCUACAUGUGAGAAGUAAAGAUACUGGUGAAGAAUACGCUGUGAAAAGAGCUCUACGUACAUUUGAAUCGUCCGGCAAGAGAUAUCGUCAACUACAAGAAGCUCUAAAUCACGAGACAGUCUCUCCGCAUCCCAACAUUGUUCAGUUCGAGAGAGCAUGGGAAGAAAGAGGGCGGUUUUACAUUCAAACUGAAUUGUGCGGCGCGAAUUUGCACGACUAUCGAGCUCACUACGGACCCCUUGUCGAGAGUGAACAAUGGACUGUGUUCGAAGACACACUCAAGGCAUUGGAACGACUCCACUCAGAAGACAUGCUACAUUUGGAUGUGAAACCGUCAAAUAUCUACCUUUCUCUGGAUAAACGUUCAUGUAAAUUGGGAGAUUUUGGUUUGGCAAUCAAUUUGAAGAAGGUAGCAGCUGACUGGGCUGAUGACGGAGACAAGAAUUACAUGGCCCCUGAACUUCUGAACGAAUCACCGACAACCGCUGCCGAUAUGUUCAGCCUGGGAAUCACGAUGUUAGAGGUGAGUGUAGCAGUUGAUCUCCACGACGAAAUCAUGUCCCUACUGAACCAAAGCCCUGAAGAACGCCCAACUGCUACAGAAAUUUUGGGGAGGAUAGGAUUGCCAGAAAGGCAGCGAGCAGUGUUCAAGAAGCUGGAAAAGGUGAGCGAGCAUACUGCCUUCCCGCAACUCUUCAAUGUUAUGAGAGCGGGACUGUGGGAUUCGAAGGGAGCAUUUAGGUAG